AAACAUUUGAAACACUCCUCUCAAACUCGAAUCAACUUCGUCAUCAGAGAAAAAUCCCCUUGAGGAAUAUAGUUUGAAUUCUUCUUAUUCAUACUUCAAGAAUUUAAAGAUUUAAACUUUUGGGGGUUUUCUGUUUCUAGGGUAGAAAAAUCUCAUUAAACCAUCGGCAAUCUCUUGCUCAUGGUUUUAGAAGUUGUAGUUUGAAUUCUUCUUGUUUAUACUUUACAGAUGAAGUUUUCACAAUUGACAGGAAUGGAGAAAGAAAUAGUGCAAAAUUUGGAGUGGCUUGAAGCUCAGAAAAUAGAGAUAAGCAUUGACCUAAUUGCUGAAGCCAACAAACAUCUUCAGUUUCUCGGAGUUGUUGACCGGAACCGGUGGCUGUACGAUGGUCCUGCACUCAAAAGAGCCAUCUACAGAUAAUUAAACAGAACCACGAUAAAAAGUAAUAAAAAAUAAACAAAAUCACCCAUGGGGUUUGCAUCACACAAAUACAAUGCCUACAGGCUUCUUUCGCUAGCAAAACAUUAUGAGUCUUCCUCAAUCUGCGAAGAACCACUAGUCUCUCCAAUUGACUGUGAAUGGGUUUGGCAUUGCCACAGGCUUGACCCGGUAAAUGUGAGGUACAAGUCUGACUGUGAGGAAUUCUAUGGGAGAGUUCUGGACAACUCUGGCAUUGUAUCUUCAGCAAAUGGGAGCUGCAAAUUACAGACUGAAAAAUUAUGGAAGAGAUUGUAUCCUAUGGAGCCCUGUGACCUUGAUUUGGAUAAGGCAAUCUCAGAGCCAAUUUCACCUCUUGAGAAAUGCACGACCUAUGAUCUUGUUUCAGCUGCCAAGAGGCAAAGCUCAUUUUAUCUUGAGGUUUCAAGAGCCAAUGUACAUUUUCUAUAAAAAAACACUAUUACCUAUACAGCUAACCAUAUUUCAACCAAUAGAAAAAUAAAUUUUGCAUAAAAUUAAUAAAUUUUGCAUUGAAAAUCGAAAACGACA
This is a messenger RNA of Brassica napus (rape), 987 nucleotides long. Its product is annotated as glycine-rich domain-containing protein 2-like. The record is from RefSeq and is a predicted model, not a curated record. The coding region runs from base 469 to 888 and encodes 139 amino acids. Lineage: Eukaryota; Viridiplantae; Streptophyta; Magnoliopsida; Brassicales; Brassicaceae. The transcript has 4 exons.